UACCUUCAUACAUACUGUCCGUCAUAUUCCUUCGCUUGAUUGGUCGCCGAAAACUAUAUGCAAUAUUUAUGGUCAUCACUGGUGUCUCGUGUUUUGCGGUCAUCCCGUCGACCACUGUAUGGCUUAAAGUGAUGUUUGCAUUAUUAGGCAAAUUCGGAAUCAACAGCGCCGCCAAUGUGAUGUCAGUACAGAUCCCUGAACUCUACCCCACAGUCUUAAGGCAGAGGGGAUUAGGUGUCGCGUCUGUCAUCGGAAGGAUUGGAUCCAUUGGCGCAACAUUUAUCAAGAAUUUGAAGGCCAGUACAGGGUUAACGCUGGUUAUGACACUGUACGGUACCCUCACAUGUGUCGGUGCCGUUUUGGGUCUACUUUUGCCCGAAACUAAGGGACGAGAAAUUCCCGAUACUAUAGAAGAGGCAGAAAAUGCCAAAAACACCGUCCGAUGUGAGCCCAUACACUUUCAUAGAGGAAGCCUACUUACAGGGAUAAGUUUGAUCGCUAUACAAGCAAAAGCCAAAGUGCCGGGCAGUAUAUACUCGGAUCUGAGACGGGAGGGUAUACUUAAGGAAAGUCUGUAUAAAACGGAUAAUGACCUCAAGUAUCGGUGGGUGUCGUACGACAACUGGACAUUUGAGCGCACAUUCAACGGUAUGGACACAAAAUUGUUAGCCAAACAAUACGUAUAUUUGUUGGCCGAUGGCAUCGACACCGUAAGCACUGUCACCAUAAAUGAUGAAUUGAUCGGUCGGACAGACAAUCAGUUCAUAAGAUAUAAGUUUGAUGUGAAGAAAGUGCUCAAAUUGGGUCCAAACGUCAUACGAGUGGCCAUACAGUCGGCGCCGUUAUAUUCAAUGAAAAGGGCAAAACAAUACGAGACUCAAUACAAGUAUAAAGUGUAUGACUGCACUAAAGGCGCUGACAAUGAAUGCUAUUAUGAUUUUAUCCGAAAAAUGGCCGCUUCUUACAGUUGGGAUUGGGGGCCGGCAUUUCCCACACAAGGCAUAUGGAAACCCAUUGGCAUCGAGGCGUACGAUAAGGCAGUCCUUCGGGACGUAAUGGUAGACACAAAACCCGACCCUAAAAAUAGCUCUCAAUGGGUGCUGACAGUCAGUACGUACGUGGAGUCGGCAUCACUGAAACAAAUCGACACAAUACUCGACAUCUCAUUGGAC
Molecule: messenger RNA, 1172 nt
Organism: Oppiella nova
Lineage: Eukaryota; Metazoa; Arthropoda; Arachnida; Sarcoptiformes; Oppiidae
Source: the annotation of a GenBank genome assembly